AUGCUGAUACUGGUCAUCCCUGUCUUGCUCAUUUUCUUCAUAGUUCCUCUCUCAAUAUCUUCCAUACAUUUAGUCGGCAUCACAGCAUUUUUCAUCGCUUGGCUAGCUAAUUUCAAGAUCUUCCUCUUUGCUUUAGGACGAGGUCCUCUAUCUCCAAGCCCUAAACCCCUCUCUCUUCCUGUUUUCUUAGCUGUGUCUUGCUUGCCCAUCAAGAUUCAGCUGAGCCCUAAACCUCCUACAUCUCAAUCCAACGGAGAUUCCAGACAGGGUCCAUUGAGUUACACCAUAAAGGCAGCUCUUCUCGUACUUGUCACAGUAGUCAACGAUUAUUACAGGAACCUCCCCGAGAAUGCCGUGUUGACUCUCUACGCGAUCCACAUCUAUUUAGCCCUCGAGCUCAUUCUAGCCGCCACCGCAGCCCUCGUUCGAGCCAUGUCGAAUCUCGAGCUCGAGCCACAGUUCGACAAGCCGUACCUGGCAACAUCGCUUCAAGAUUUUUGGGGGAGACGAUGGAACUUGAUGGUUACAGGAAUCCUACGGCCAACCGUGUACGAGCCAACGGUCCAGCUGUUCUCCGUCUUGGGCCGGGACUGGUCUCGGGGUUUGGCUGUUUUCGGGACCUUCGUUGUCUCGGGGUUAAUGCACCAGCUCAUCUUCUUCUACAUUGGACGGUUGAAGCCAGACUGGAAGGUAAUGUGGUUCUUCCUUAUAAACGGAAUCUUCACGACUUUGGAGAUCGCCGUCAAGAAAUCCGUUAGCGGAAGGUGGAGUAUUCCGGCAGGUGUAGCUCGGGUUUUGACUAUCGGGUUUGUGCUGGUGAUGACUUUGUGGCUGUUCAUGCCGGAGUUUAAGCGGUGCAACAUUUUUGAUAGGGCCAUUGAAGAUUACGCAUACAUAGGCGCGGUUGCAGUCAGGACAAGGAAAAGCAUGACCGCAUCUCUAUUUGGACUUACCAUGUGA
Molecule: messenger RNA, 960 nt
Organism: Microthlaspi erraticum
Lineage: Eukaryota; Viridiplantae; Streptophyta; Magnoliopsida; Brassicales; Brassicaceae
Source: the annotation of a GenBank genome assembly